ACGGCGAAGAACAUUUCCCCGAAAAACCCUAGAAUCCCAAAAUAGAAUCCCAAAAGGAGAAAGAAAGAGAAAAUGGAGGACACGAAGCCACCACCAUUGGGAGGAGGUAACAAUCCUCAGCAGCAGCAGCAACAACAACUUCUCUAUCAACACCAAUUACAACAGCGACAACAACAAAUGCUUCUCUUGCAACAAUUGCAAAAACAACAACAUCAACAACAGCAACAAGCAGCAAUGUCUAGAUUCCCAUCGAACAUCGAUGUCCAUCUCCGUCCACCGGGUUUGAUUCAGAAUCGACCCAUUAAUCCUCCGCCUCAGCAGAAUCCUCCUAACCCUAACCCUAAUUCUGUCUCUAAUUUGGGACAACAUACACCAAAUUUUCAACAGCAGCAGCAGAUUGCAUCGAGCCAGCAGAUGAUGCAGCAGCAACAACAACAGCAGCAGCAGAAAUUGAUGCGGCCAUUGAAUCACAUCGAGCUUCAAUGCGCGUAUCAGGACGCUUGGCGUGUUUGUCACCCGAAUUUUAAACAACCUUUCUCUUCUCUUGAAGAUGCUUGCGAGAGGUUAUUACCUUAUCAUGUCGUAGCAGAUUACGAAGCAGAAGAGGAUGAUAGAAUCCUUGAUUCAGACCCAACAGGCCAAGCCUUAUCCCGCUCUCAACAAUGGGAUAAUAACAUUGCUGCUAAAGUUGCUGAAUUCACAGCAACGUUUGAGAAGCAAGCCCUAGCUUUUAACAUAAUAACUCGAAAGCGAGCAAUGGGUGAAUUCAGAUCUGAGGAAAGGUUGAUGGUAGAACAAGCUUUGCUACAAGAAGAGAGGAAAGCGUUGUUUGAACUGAAAGCAGAAAUGGAUAGGGAGAAGGCUGGCCGGGAGGCUCAGGAGGCUAAGCUGCGGAUGGCGGCUUUAGCUCAAGCUGGACAGUCUCAAUCACAUGCUGAGAUAAUGGCUCGUAACCCAUUGAGGGCUAAUGCGGUUGGGAAUCAGGGCAGUAAUAUUCAGCUUAGCCACGAGAUGGGAGAACAGGGACGUAACAUGAACCCUGAUGAGAUGAUGAAUGGAUGGGGAAACAACAGCCAGAGAGAGGACAAGGAACCUUCAGAAGAUUUCUUGAAUGAUGAGGAGAAUGAGAAUGGAGAGACAGGGGAACAAGAAAACUGGCGUGAGGCAGGAGAAUUUGAUUUGAAUAGCCGGUCAAGUAUAUGGGUAUCUGAUAGUCAGACUCGAAGCCUAAUGCUCUUACUCUGCUGCUAGCUGAAUUACCAGAGGAUGGUUUCAAGCAAGCAUUGAUUGUAUCUGUUUAAUGUUUUGUAGCUUAAGUUAGAUGUGUGCAUUACAUGUUGAUGAUUAGUGUCUUCUUGAUACAUGGAGAUAGAGAGGCUGGUUAUCUAUAACCGAAUCUUGUAAAAGGUGCAAGAGAUCCAGAUAAUAAAUAAAGCUUAGUAGC
Arabidopsis arenosa is the source of this 1444-nucleotide messenger RNA. Lineage: Eukaryota; Viridiplantae; Streptophyta; Magnoliopsida; Brassicales; Brassicaceae. The record is from the annotation of a GenBank genome assembly.